AUGUUCCAGGAGAUUGAGCUGAAGGUGUGUGGUCUGUCGUCCCUGGACGUCCAAGAUGCUGUGGGGGAAACACAGCAGGAGGCUGAAGCUCUGUCCUCUAAACUAGAGCUACUCAAGAACAGCCUCGUCACCUUCCAGAAUAUUCUACAGGCAUCUCCUCAGAGAGAGCUCCCCCUAGAGGCGCGGAGGAGACGCAGCUCUAUCCAACUCAUCAGACAGAGCAGUCUACAGCAACAGAGGGAGCUGGGUCUGGGUCUGAGUGAGCAGAGGGAUCUGACCAAAGCUCUGGCCAGACAGGGCAGCAGGACCAGACUACAAAGCCUACUGACCUCAGAGGAGCAAGCACACAGUCCAGCCGGACCUUCUGCUGACGCUGCUGGACAGGAGGAGGAAGUGGCAUCACACAGGAAGUGGACGCACCUCCUCAGCAGACUGACCGACGCCCAGAGAGGGCCCACGGCUGAUCUGACCUCUGAUCCUGAGCACAGCGAGGUGUGUAUCCCUGCGGUGAGUGUGUGGAGCAGUUUAGCAGGUGACCAGAGUCUGCAAGACAUCACGGAACACCUCACACACCUCACACACCUCCGAGAGGUCACCCUCACUGCUGCUCAGGCCAGUCCUGACGAGCUGUCUCAGCGGAGGGUGGAUGAGGGGCUGUUUGAGCUGCUGUGUUCCCUGGAGCUCUCGCUGUCCUCCCUCUCAGCCCUGCUGCACACACACACACAGCCCUGCAGCCAGGAGCACACACACACACAGCAGCAGCUGCAGCAAGUACAGAGUAUAUCAGCUGUGCUGUCCUCAGUGGACUCUGAGCUGGCCUCUCUGGGUCCAGCUGUGUGUGGAGUUCUGUCCGGUUCCUGCUCCGGUUCCACUCCAGAGGCUGCCGGUUCCUGCUCCGGUUCCGCUGGUCCGUCAGAGUGCCUGGUGCUGGUCCAGCAGCACAUAGCUGAGGUCCAAACGAUGAUGACUACCUCACAGACGCAGCUGCAGGAGAGACUGGACACACACACUCAGCUACAGAGGCGUAUGAGUGAACUGCAUGCUUCCAUCCACACUAACCUCUCAGCUCCACAAUUCCCUCCCAACCUGCAAGACCUUCAGCACCAUCUACAGGUGGUUGCUGAGUUACAGCAGCAGUAUCAGGAGCAGGAGAGGCUCUUAACCAAUCUACAGAAGGAGGCAGAGUCACAGCAGCUGCCCUCCAGCCUAUCCCAGCAGGCCGUGCAGCUCGAGGCGGUGCUGGAGAGUGUGUGCUCGUCUCUGCAGCGGAGCAGCACUGGUGUGUGUGACACGCUGGAGAAGCAGCGGCUCCUCAGACGACUCGUCCAGGGCCUGCGGAACCUUCUGCUGCUGGCCAGAGACCGCAACACACACACUUAUCACCUGGACACACACACGCCAGCCCAGCUGCAGCAUCACAUCAGCACACAGGAGAAGCUCUUCCUGUCUGUGGAGGCGCACCUGCGGACGCUGCAGCACCUCUCUGAGCGCAUGAGCAGCAGCAGCAGCGCCCCCUGUGGAUGGGAGGGUGAAGUGCAGACGCUGGAGCAGGAGGUGCGUGAGGCCCACCAGGGGGCGCUAGAGAGACGCAUCCACCUGCACAGGAUCCUACAGGUACACCUCCUCCUCCUCCUCCUCUCUUCCACCUCCUCCUCCUCUUAA
Molecule: messenger RNA, 1662 nt
Organism: Alosa sapidissima (American shad)
Lineage: Eukaryota; Metazoa; Chordata; Actinopteri; Clupeiformes; Clupeidae
Exons: 12
Coding region: 1-1662 (553 amino acids)
Source: RefSeq, a predicted model, not a curated record